ACAAACUAAAACUGCCAUUGAAUCAAUUAAUUUAUUUAUGAAUCAACUUUGUCAACCGCGUGAUAAAUUUGAAAAUGAAAUUUUACAACAGUCUUCGCAUUAUUGUAGAUUAUAUACGAUUAUUUAUUUAACAUUGACUAAUCUUUCUGCAAUGUCAUUUUUUAUAUUUUCACCGUCAAAGAAAAAUAAUUUUAAAUUACCAUUUAAAGUUUGGAUUCCAUAUAGUUUGAAUUCAAGGGCAUUGUAUUUUUUAACAUACAUUCAUCAAGGUCUAUCGACAAUAUUGGCAGUUUGUGUAACAAGUUCAGUUGAAACAUUGGCAUUAGUAAUAAUUCUACAAAUUUGUGCCCAAUAUGAAAUGUUAAUUUAUCGUUUAAAUUUAUUGCCCGAAUUAUCUAAAAAAAAUUAUUCAAAAUUAUUAACAUAUCAAAUGGAAUCGAAAAUUUUAAAAGACUGCGUCAAUCAUCAUAUUCAUAUUUUUUCAAUUGCAGAAAAAUUAAAUGAAUUAUUUAGUUUUGUGAUUUUUGCACAAUAUUUUGCAUCAAUGACAACACUUUGUACUGUUACAUUUCAAUUGUCAAAAUUGUCUUCAUUUGAUUCAAAAAGUUGGGGUUUAAUAUCAGUAUUAUUAAGUUCUUUAAUGCAAAUAUUUCUCUAUUGUUCAGUUGGCGAAACAAUUAUGACAAAGAGUUUGGCAAUUAUGGAAAAAAUUUACGAGAUAAAAUGGUCAAUGAUUACAAAUCGAACAAAAAGAGAUUUAAUUGUUAUUAUGAUUCGUGCAUCAAGACCUGUAAAAUUUAUGGGAUUCAAAAUGGUCAUUAUGUCAAUAGAUACAUUUGUUCAAAGUGUAAAAAUGGCAUUUUCUGCUUACAAUUUGCUAAAAGGUUUCUAAACAAUGUCAGUCAUUAUAAUAGCA
This is a messenger RNA of Leptopilina boulardi, 916 nucleotides long. RefSeq names its product odorant receptor 9a-like. The transcript has 5 exons. The record is from RefSeq and is a predicted model, not a curated record. Gene Ontology annotation, molecular function: odorant binding; olfactory receptor activity. Lineage: Eukaryota; Metazoa; Arthropoda; Insecta; Hymenoptera; Figitidae. Gene Ontology annotation, cellular component: plasma membrane. Gene Ontology annotation, biological process: sensory perception of smell; detection of chemical stimulus involved in sensory perception of smell. The coding region runs from base 38 to 892 and encodes 284 amino acids.